Messenger RNA from Exophiala viscosa, 552 nucleotides. RefSeq lists its product as uncharacterized. Lineage: Eukaryota; Fungi; Ascomycota; Eurotiomycetes; Chaetothyriales; Herpotrichiellaceae. The record is from RefSeq and is a predicted model, not a curated record. The coding region runs from base 1 to 552 and encodes 183 amino acids. The transcript has a single exon.
AUGUCGCGGCCCGUUGCAUCGAGGUUACACGUCGUUGCUUCCUGGAAGCUGAGAAGCGAAGCAGGGAAGGACGAACCCGGACUACGGAAACUGCUGGGCCAUAUAUCGUUAUUCGAUCAGACUAUGGCGUACUCCAGACCGGAGAUACAAUCUACACAAUUAUCCGAAGAGGUUAACGAACUCUCUACCUAUCUUCACCACCCUGUACCGUCUUUCAAAGAUUUCCAGGCUGCGAUAGAAAUGCAACUCGCAACGAUGGCUGAGAUCAAGGCGUCGGCCGCACGAUUGGACGCCGAGGAAUACAACAGUGAUGAAGAGGAGGACGAACAUGAUAGUGACUACGAUAGUUACGAUGGCGAGUGGAGUGACACUGCAGCCGAAAGCGACGAUAGCAACACAGAUUAUGAAGGGUCAGAUGGCCAAUGGUCAGCGUGCAGUAGUCCAACAUCCUGUACAGGGGACAUUCCUAACAAGGAGGACGAGGAUGACGAAGGCUUAUGGGCUAUACGUCCGCAGACAUCUGUCACGAGCCCGACAUCAAUACACUUCUGA